AUCAGCCAGCUAUGACAUCCAUUGGACUGAUAAUUUUGCUGCUGCUGCUGCUGCAGCAUUCCAGUGUGCUGUUCGCCUGGCAGGACUACAAGGACUACCAUGUCUUUGAGCUGACACCGCGAGAUGCCAACGAAGAGAGCCUACUACGAAAGUUGGCCAGGGAGAAGCCGCAAUGGGAUUUCUUGGGUUCACGUCGCAGGGAAAACGAGAGCACGGUUCGGGUUAUGGUGCCACACGAGGAAGCCUCCAGUUUGGUUAGCCUCUUCGACAGCCACCAACUGAAACAUCGCCUGCUGAUCGAGGAUCUGGCACCGCUGGUGCAGGCACAGCGAGCGGAGAAUCUGCGUAGCAGGCUGCACCUGCAACUGCCCCACAUCGAUGUGCUGGCGGCCUUCUACACGCACGCCGAGAUCAAUGCGUACCUGGACAGCCUGCCCGAGCGGUAUCCGAAGCGGGCACAGGUCAAGCAGUUUGGCUGGAGCUACGAGCGUCGUCCCCUCAAAGUGCUGACGAUCAGCAACGGGGAUGGACGUCGCAACAAGCCGGUGAUCCUCAUCGAUGGUACUGUGCAUGCGCGCGAGUGGAUUUCCCCGUCGAUGGCGCUGUACAUUAUCCAGCAGCUGCUGGAAAACUAUGCGGAAAAUCAGGAACUGCUGCAGGACUACGAUUGGGUCAUUAUGCCCGUGGUGAAUGCCGAUGGCUAUGAGCACACCCACACGGUGUCCCGCUACUGGCGCAAGACACGGAAGCCCACCACCGAUCCUGAGUGUGUGGGCACCGAUAUCAAUCGCAACUUUGCCCACGAAUGGGGACGCGAUGCGGGCUCUUCGUCGGAUCCCUGCGAGGAUAUAUACCGUGGCGAGCGUCCCUUCGAUCAGCCCGAGUCGCAGGUCCUGCGGGACCUUCUGCUGCACUACAGUCAGCGUUUGAACUUUUACCUGUCGCUGCACUCGUACGGCAACUAUUUGCUCUUGCCUUGGGGAUACACAAAGGACUUCCCGGAUAACUACCAGGACAUGAUGGCCGUGGCCGAAGCCGGUGCCAUGGCAAUUGUUCAUGCCACCAACGGCAUCUAUAGUUAUGGCAGCACCUUCUAUUUGCUGUAUCCCACCUCGGGUGAUACGACUGACUAUGCGCUGGGCGUGGCCAAUGCGACAGUGGCGAUGACCAUGGAGCUGCCAGCCGGUGGAUUCCUCGGCUUCGAUCCUUGGGUUUCGCACAUCGAGGGCCUCGUCACCGAGAGUUGGGUGGGCGUGCGUGCCAUGGCCGUGGAGGUGAUAAGACGUUACCCCACAAUAGUGGAGGACCGUAAAUAAAGAGACAUUAAUUCGUCGGAUUGCGCCAGUUCUGCUGA
This is a messenger RNA of Drosophila obscura, 1354 nucleotides long. Its product is annotated as carboxypeptidase B. Gene Ontology annotation, biological process: proteolysis. Gene Ontology annotation, molecular function: metallocarboxypeptidase activity; zinc ion binding. The record is from RefSeq and is a predicted model, not a curated record. The transcript has 2 exons. NCBI's taxonomy places the organism in Eukaryota, Metazoa, Arthropoda, Insecta, Diptera, Drosophilidae. Bases 12 to 1316 code for a protein of 434 amino acids.